Phacochoerus africanus (Common warthog) is the source of this 3004-nucleotide messenger RNA. RefSeq names its product aristaless related homeobox (gene ARX). The transcript has 5 exons. Bases 355 to 2046 code for a protein of 563 amino acids. Gene Ontology annotation, molecular function: RNA polymerase II transcription regulatory region sequence-specific DNA binding; DNA-binding transcription factor activity, RNA polymerase II-specific. NCBI's taxonomy places the organism in Eukaryota, Metazoa, Chordata, Mammalia, Artiodactyla, Suidae. The record is from RefSeq and is a predicted model, not a curated record. Gene Ontology annotation, biological process: regulation of transcription by RNA polymerase II.
AUCCAGUCCGGGCUUUGCGCGGAGCCCACAGCCCGGCGCAGCCCGGCCUCUGGCGAGAGCCAAUCAGAAGGCGCCUCUCAGCACGUGGAGGAGAGAGACUCCAGAGCUCCGUGCCCGCGGCUCACUACACUUGUUACUGCUUGUCCUGAGCGCGGAGAAGGCGAGCUCCGGCCGCGGGCAGGGCGGGAGCCGGCAGCCAGCGACCGAGCGAGGCAGAGAGGCACAGGGAUCGCAAUAAUAUCUAUUAUAACCAGCUAUCUAACUUCACCCCCCAACACACACCCAUACAUCCCACCCGCCCCGAAAGGCAGCCAGCGGCCCGCUUCUCUGCGCCCGGGGGAAAAAACCCCAGCCAUGAGCAAUCAGUACCAGGAGGAGGGCUGCUCCGAGAGGCCCGAGUGCAAAAGUAAAUCUCCAACUUUGCUCUCCUCUUACUGCAUCGACAGCAUCCUGGGCCGGAGAAGCCCGUGCAAAAUGCGGCUUCUGGGAGCUGCGCAGAGCUUGCCCGCCCCGCUGGCCAGCCGCGCCGACCAGGAAAAGGCCGUGCAAGGCUCCCCCAAGGGCAGCAGCGCCCCGUUCGAGGCAGAGCUGCACCUGCCGCCCAAGCUGCGGCGCCUGUACGGCCCGGGCGGGGGCCGCCUCCUCCAGGGCGCCGCGGCGGCGGCGGCGGCAGCGGCUGCCGCGGCGGCCGCAGCGGCCACGGCCACGGCGGGUCCGCGGGGGGAGGCCCCGCCGCCGCCGCCGCCGCCGACCUCGCGGCCGGGGGAGCGGCCGGACGGCUCCGGGGCCGCCGUGGCCGCCGCGGCAGCGGCCGCCGCGGCCUGGGACACGCUCAAGAUCAGCCAGGCGCCGCAGGUGAGCAUCAGCCGCAGCAAGUCGUACCGUGAGAACGGGGCGCCCUUCGUGCCGCCACCGCCCGCCCUGGACGAGCUGGGCGGCCCGGGGGGCGCCGCGCACCCGGACGAGCGCCUCGGCGCGGCCGGCGGCCCCGGAGGUGCCCCGGCGGGGAGUAGCGGCACGGGGGCCGAGGACGACGAGGAGGAGUUGCUGGAGGACGAAGAAGACGAGGACGAGGAAGAGGAGCUGCUGGAAGACGACGAGGAGGAGAUGCUGGAGGACGACGCUCGAGCGCUGCUCAAGGAGCCCCGGCGCUGCGCCGUGGCCGCCACCGGCGCGGUGGCCGCCGCCUCCGCAGCCGCCGUGGCCACGGAGGGCGGGGAGCUGUCACCCAAGGAGGAGCUGCUGCUGCACCCAGAGGACGCCGAGGGCAAGGACGGCGAGGACAGCGUGUGCCUGUCUGCGGGCAGCGACUCGGAGGAGGGGCUGCUGAAGCGCAAACAGCGGCGCUACCGCACCACUUUCACCAGCUACCAGCUGGAGGAACUGGAGCGGGCCUUCCAGAAGACGCACUACCCAGAUGUCUUCACCAGGGAGGAACUGGCCAUGAGGCUGGACUUGACUGAAGCCCGGGUCCAGGUCUGGUUUCAGAACCGUCGGGCCAAGUGGCGCAAGCGGGAGAAGGCGGGCGCGCAGACCCAUCCCCCGGGGCUGCCUUUCCCCGGGCCGCUCUCUGCCACCCACCCGCUCAGCCCGUACCUGGACGCCAGCCCCUUCCCCCCGCACCACCCUGCGCUCGACUCGGCCUGGACCGCCGCCGCCGCAGCCGCCGCCGCCGCCUUUCCGAGUCUACCUCCGCCUCCGGGCUCGGCCAGCCUGCCGCCCAGCGGGGCCCCGCUGGGCCUGAGCACUUUCCUCGGAGCCGCCGUGUUCCGGCACCCGGCCUUCAUCAGCCCUGCGUUCGGCAGGCUCUUUUCCACCAUGGCCCCCCUGACCAGCGCGUCGACCGCGGCCGCGCUCCUGAGACAGCCCACGCCGGCCGUGGAGGGCGCGGUGGCGUCGGGCGCGCUGGCCGACCCUGCCACGGCGGCCGCAGACAGACGCGCCUCCAGCAUAGCCGCGCUGAGGCUCAAGGCCAAGGAGCACGCGGCGCAGCUCACGCAGCUCAACAUCCUGCCGGGCACCAGCACGGGCAAGGAGGUGUGCUAAAGGCUGCCCUCCACUUCGCGCCCCGGGCGCGACCCGAAAGGUCACCUCACUCAGCACCACUCAAGACCAAAUGGAAACAGAGGACCAGCACACUCCCGAGACGGCACUGAGAGAGCGCGGCCGCCUUUGCAGCAGCCUGGACGCGGGCAAGGCAGCCCUUGGCACUACCGGACGUGGCACCUCCUCGGCUGGCCGUCCACACGCCCCUGCCCCUGUCCCUGCCAACCUCGAUCCAACUCGAAGUCCACUCUCCUGUUCUUACUUUACUGAAAAUAUCGGGGAGGUUUUCUCCUUAAGACGCCUGGUAUUGAAGUUAAAAAUUUUAAAAGUCCAACCUCUCUCCCUCCUGACACCCCACUUAGCUUUCUUUUCUUUUUCUUUCUUUUUUUUUUUUUUAAUAGGAUUUUGGCGCUCUAAGUUGAUUCCCCCCAGCGUGUGCUCCGGAGAGAGCCCAAGGCUGGGGAAGCGAAUGCGAAUCUGUAAGAUAGCUAACAGUGCACUUAACGGAAAGGGGCGUCUUGUUCUUGUUCUCUUCUUUAUCAUACACCAACCAAGGUUUUUAUAUCAAACCAAAGGGAAAUACUCUGCUAGAAUAUGGACUGUUGAAGUCACCAAACUGUGAUUAUUGAUUCUGUACAUACCAUUGUUAUUAAAAAAAAAGAACAGAGCUUUGUAUAUUUGAAAUGUUAUAACGCAAUUGCACUCAGCGUGGUAUGGUAAAAGUUUGUCCUUCUGUAGAUUCUUACUGUGUUGUAGAUACGGUAGGGUUCCUAGACAAAUAUUUAUGUACUCAAGCCCUUUAUUUAACUUAUUAACUGUAGAUGCUUCUGAAACCUUCAAGAUAAAAGCAAUGGUACAGUACUUUUGUGUAAUGUGUAAUUGUUAUCACUUUUCCUUGCUAUCUAGUGGAGAAGUGUCACGCUCAAAAUAAAAAAAAAAAGUUAUAUGUUUAACAAAA